AUGACCGUUGAUACCAAGCCUCCUUCCGUUACUCUGGCGCAAGGCCAAGUGGUGGGAACCCAGCUCAGAGAUUCUUUUCCCCAAACCGUAGACGCCUUCUUGGGAGUGCCGUAUGCUCUCCCACCUGUUGGAGAUCGCCGGUUCAGACCAGCACUCAAAGUUUCGCAUUCAUUAGAUAUCAUUGACGCGUCCAAGUAUGGCCACGCUGCUCCUGGGAAGGCACUUCUCUCUGGAGGGCCAAAAUUGGUGCAGAGCGAGGACUGCUUAACGGCAAAUAUCUUUCGACCAGCUGGGAACAAUAAUGCUGGGAAACUUCCCGUUGCGGUCUAUUUUCACGGCGGUGCUUUCAAUCGCGGAUCCGCGGCUAUGCACCACUCCGCAUCCAUGGUGGCAUGGUCAGAGAAGCCCUUCGUAGCCGUGAGCUUUGGUUAUCGUAUUGGAGCUCUUGGAUUCCUGCCCUCAACUUUGUCGCAGAAGGAAGGGUUGUUAAAUCUUGGAUUGCGUGAUCAGGUGCAUUUAUUGCAAUGGGUCAAAGAGAAUAUUGCCGAAUUCGGCGGCGAUCCUGACAAAGUGACUUUGUUUGGUCUCUCUGCUGGAGCUCAUUCGAUUGGCCACCACAUCCUCAACUACGACGAGCACAAAUCGCCAUUGUUCCACCGUGCCAUCAUCGAGUCAGGAGCACCUACCUCCCGCGCCGUUCGUCCAUAUAACGCCAAGGUUCACGAAGACCAAUUUGCAGACUUCCUUCAAGAAGUUGGGUGUCCAGCCGAUCUACCCGAAGCGGAAAUAUUCCCAUUCCUGCGUUCCCUCCCCAGUCUGACAGUCACAAAUGCCCAAACAGCUGUCUUUGACAAAUACAACCCGUCACUUAGAUGGGCCUUCCAGCCAGUGAUUGAUGGAGACAUUAUCUCUCGCAAGCCUCUGGAGGCAUGGGAAUCAAAGCUCUGGAACAAAGUGCCCAUCAUGACCGGAUUCAAUGGCAACGAGGGAACAAUGUAUGUCGACAAGCAGAUGUCCCACGCCUCCCAGUUCCGCGAGUUCUGGCAAAAUCUUCUUCCUGAGCUCUCUUCAUCAGAUCUCGACACAAUCGAGAACCUGUACCCCGACCCUGCUGUUUAUUUCUCAUCGCCAUAUGUCGAAACUAGAGAGGGCGAAGCUCUAGGACUGCAAUAUAAACGCAUCGAAGCCGCCUACGGACACUAUGCCUACGUAGCCCCGGUUCGACAAACAGCACAAUUUGCGUCCUCUCAGGGAGCUCCAGUUUAUCUGUACAACUGGGCGCUACCUAGAACAGUCGUCGGUCGGGCAAACCAUGGUGACAAUAUGUACUAUGAGACAUACAACAGCGAUAUCACAGGGAUUUCAGAAUCCCAAAAGGAGCUGUCUGGCACUCUUCAUGCCUACCUGACUAGCUUCAUUACAACCGGCGAUCCCAAUGCUGUAUCUGGUCGAUACGGGCAAAGGCCAAAGUGGGAAUCCUUCCAGCCCUUGGAUCCAAAGAUUAUGAUAUUUGGGGAAGGAAAUAAUGAAUUGAUUGGUGGUGAUAUUGCUCCUCCUGCGAAAUGUGUUGCCGACAAUUGGGCAAGAAAAGAGACCCAAUUUUGGUGGUCCAAGGUUCCAAUCUCUCAGCUUGCUUGA
Molecule: messenger RNA, 1638 nt
Organism: Penicillium soppii
Lineage: Eukaryota; Fungi; Ascomycota; Eurotiomycetes; Eurotiales; Aspergillaceae
Product: putative extracellular lipase
Exons: 2
Coding region: 1-1638 (545 amino acids)
Source: RefSeq, a predicted model, not a curated record